AUGUCUGGAAAAAUCGACUUGGGGAGUCUUACGAACGCUACGUUUACAUCAGGAGACACCAUCAAAGGUGUAUUAAAGCUCCGGUUUGAAUCUGCAGAGACGGUUCGCAAUAUUCAACUUAAGCUAGAAGGUGUUGCCUUUUCACGAACACCCAUUCCUCAAGAUGAAGAAGACCGUCGACGAAGGCGUAAAGAAAACUAUGCCAUUGAGAUCCACAAAUUCCUUUACCUUACAGAAACCGUGUUCCCACCCCGGGCUGUAGAUGAAGCCUCCUCGUCCCACCAGUUUACUCUACCGGCUGGUGAGCACCAGUACCCGUUUUCUUUUAAGAUUCCAAAUAACGCAGACUGCGAUCGUGUCAAGCAACCUGGAUCGUUGUCUUUAUCGCGACUUGUGAUUGAUAGCAGUGGCAUUGACUAUGCACGUGAGGCCUCGGGACAUGUGCGCGGCCCUCUACCACCGGCACUUUCAGACAUGUCACAGAUUGCUUCGGUACGAUACUUUUUAAAGGCAACUGUUAAUAGAACUUCAUUUCUUAAGGUCAACUUGCGCAUAUAUCAGCCGUUUAUUUACAUUUCACCUGAUCGAAUUGAUCCCAACGUUGGCAUGAAUGAAAUUCGUUAUGCGCGCAGACAAAUUUCAUUGCCCCUGAAUGGAACAACUGCUUUGGCUCAGCAGCAACAACAACAGCAACAACAGCAGCAACAAAAGGGGUUUCUUAAGUCACUGUUUUCGUCUGGACCCAGUACACCUGCGGUGCCCAGUCUUAAUAUUAUGUUUGACAUGAGGUUCCCUACGUACAUAAAUCCGACGAGGGAGCUUCCGCUGCGGCUGUUUGUGAUGCACUUGAAGCCUCCCAGCAAGUCAGCUGCUACUUCUGGUAACGCGCCAACCAUUAUUCUGGAUGAUUUGAUCAUUAAGUUAUAUGCCAUCACCGACACACGGUCGCAGGCGUAUGCCAAGCGACAUACGCAUUCCAUCACGUUGAUGAAUCAAACUAAUAUGAAGAUUGCGUUGCCUGGAUCUGAGUUUUCUCCAGCAACAGUGCCCAAGCUAGGACAGGUCUGGGAGGCUGAACUUCCCUCCGGCAUUUGGGAGAAGGUGAGGAUUCCUGAUUCUGUUGCACCUAGCUUUAAUACUUGUAACAUUGCUCGGAGCUAUUCUUUGGAAGUUGUUGCUGGGUUUUCUUCAGCAAGUGGUAGUGGUGGCGGCAGCAGCAGCAGCAGCAGCAGCAACAGCAGCAACGGGGGCAGCCAUGGGUCUUCUUCUGCGGCUCAAUAUGUUUCUGUGAUUGGUGACAUUAAGAUUUUGGCAGGUAUCACGUCUAAAGAUUGGUCCGCGCCGCCUCCAAAACCCCCACGGCCUGCAACGGCAGCUACAAACGUAGACCCUGAAGCUGGGACUGAUGCACCGCCACCAUCUUACAAUGAAGUUAUUCGGGACGAAUUGGGGCAGCCGUCUGAGCGACGUACAUUCCAGCAAUCUACGGAAUAUUAUUCAAAUCUGGAGUCAUUAGAUACAGACACAAAGCAUUGA
Magnusiomyces paraingens is the source of this 1536-nucleotide messenger RNA. RefSeq lists its product as uncharacterized. The transcript has 2 exons. Bases 1 to 1536 code for a protein of 511 amino acids. Lineage: Eukaryota; Fungi; Ascomycota; Dipodascomycetes; Dipodascales; Dipodascaceae. Gene Ontology annotation, molecular function: ubiquitin protein ligase binding; protein-macromolecule adaptor activity. Gene Ontology annotation, biological process: ubiquitin-dependent endocytosis. The record is from RefSeq and is a predicted model, not a curated record. Gene Ontology annotation, cellular component: cytoplasm; plasma membrane; cytosol.